Messenger RNA from Symphalangus syndactylus (siamang), 1863 nucleotides. Its product is annotated as molybdenum cofactor biosynthesis protein 1-like. Gene Ontology annotation, molecular function: GTP 3',8'-cyclase activity; metal ion binding; cyclic pyranopterin monophosphate synthase activity. NCBI's taxonomy places the organism in Eukaryota, Metazoa, Chordata, Mammalia, Primates, Hylobatidae. The record is from RefSeq and is a predicted model, not a curated record. Gene Ontology annotation, biological process: Mo-molybdopterin cofactor biosynthetic process.
CCACUGUCCUGGAUGCUGCGGCGGCUCCUAAGGUCCAACGCCCGGAGCUGCAGCUCAGGGGUUCCGGUGAUGCCGCCCCGCCCCGGCGAGUCCCCGCAAGCUGCCUCAGAGGAGCUGUCCAGGCGGAUGCAGUUCUUGCGGGAGCACGAGGUCCCCUUCUACGCCUUCCUCACAGACAGCUUCGGCCGGCAGCACAGCUACCUGCGGGUCUCCCUCCCGGAGAAGUGCAACCUCAGAUGUCAGUACUGCAUGCCGGAGGAAGGGGUCCCGCUGACACCCAAGGCCAACCUGCUGACCGCAGAAGAGAUGCUGACCACAAAAGAGAUCCUGACCCUCGCCUGGCUCUUUGUGAAGGAAGACGUCGAAAAGAUCCGGCUUACGGGCAGAGAGCCGCUCAUCCAGCCGGACGUGGUGGACAUUGUGGCCCAGCUCCAGCGACUGGAAGGGCUGAGGACCAUCGGUGUCACCACCAAUGGCAUCAACCUGGCCCGGCUGCUGCCCCAGCUUCAGAAGGCUGGUCUCAGCGCCAUCAACAUCAGCCUGGACACACUGGUGCCUGCCAAGUUUGAGUUCAUUGUCCGCAGGAAAGGCUUCCACAAGGUCAUGGAGUGCAUCCACAAUGCCAUGGAGCCAGGCUACAACCCUGUGAAGGUGAACUGUGUGGUGAUGCGAGGCCUUAACGAGGAUGAACUCCUGGACUUUGCGGCCUUGACCAAGGGCCUCCGCCUGGACGUGCGCUUCAUAGAGUACAUGCCCUUUGAUGGCAACAAGUGGAACUUCAAGAAGAGUAGCUAUAAGGAGAUGCUAGAAACUGUCUGGCAGCAGUGGCCAGAGUUGGAGAAGCUGCCAGAGGAGGAAUCCAGGACAGCCAAGGCCUUUAAAAUCCCUGGCUUCCAAGGCCAGAUCAGCUUCAUCAUGUCCAUGUCUGAGCAUUUCUGUGGGUCCUGCAACUGCCUGCAAAUCACAGCUGACGGGAACCUCAAGGUCUGCCUCUUUGGAAACUCUGAGGUAUCUCUACGGGAUCACUGAGCUGAGGCCUCCAACCAGGAGCUGCUGAGAAUCAUCGGGGCUGCCGUGGGCAGGAAGAAGCGGCAGCAUGCAGAGACAUUUUUGAUGUUCCACGAUUCCCCACCAGCCAAUCCAAGCAUUUCCUACUGGGACCCCCUCCAUGUUCAAGGUCUGAGAUCCAGAAUGAAUUUCUCCAGCCAGAUGGCCACUUUAUGGAAAGGAUACAGGGUCCCCCAGACCCCUCUUCUAGCCCAGCAGCAGCUAGGGUCUGGCUCCUUUCAGAGACACUACACUUCCCAUGCAGACUCAGAUGCCAACUCAAAGUGCCUUAGCCCAGGUUCCUGGGCUCCUGCUGCCCCCUCAGGACCCCAGCUAACCUCAGAACAACUAACUCAUGUGGACUUGGAAGGACGGGAAGCUAUGGUAGAUGUGGGCAGGAAGCCAGACACAGAGUGGGUGGCUGUGGCUUCAGCCAUGGUCCUCCUGGGGCCUGUAGCCUUCAAGCUUGUCCAGAAGAACCAGCUACAGAAAGGAGAUGCCCUGAUGGUGGCCCAGCUGGCUGGAGUCCGAGCAGCCAAGGUGACCAGCCAGCUGAUCCCUCUGUGCCACCACGUGGCCCUGAGCCACGUCCAGGUGCAGCUGGAGCUGGACAGCACGUGCCAUGCUGUGGAGAUCCGGGCAUUGUCCGCAGGAAAGGCUUCCACAAGGGUGGAAAUGGAGGCCCUGACCUCUGCUGCAGUGGCCGCCCUCACCCUGUAUGACAUGUGCAAGGCUAUCAGCAGGGACAUCGUGUUGGAGGAGAUCAAGCUCAUUAGCAAGACUGGUGGUCAGCGGGGGGACUUCCAUCGGGCUUAG